Molecule: messenger RNA, 6689 nt
Organism: Pogoniulus pusillus (Red-fronted tinkerbird)
Lineage: Eukaryota; Metazoa; Chordata; Aves; Piciformes; Lybiidae
Gene: MSH6
Product: mutS homolog 6
Exons: 11
Coding region: 25-4185 (1386 amino acids)
Biological process (GO): mismatch repair
Cellular component (GO): nucleus; MutSalpha complex
Molecular function (GO): ATP-dependent DNA damage sensor activity; mismatched DNA binding; ATP binding
Source: RefSeq, a predicted model, not a curated record
CGGGCUGCGCUUCCCGCCGCGGCCAUGUCUCGUCAGAGCACUCUGCUCCACUUCUUCCACAAGGCCUCCGCGGCCAAGCCCGCGGCGGAUGCGUCCCCGCCGACUCCGCCACCGGACGGGGCGGUGAAGCGCCGCCGCACUUCGCCGGAGCAGAAUGGCCGCGGUGCCGUCACCAGCCCUGCCGGCACGGCGGGCAACGGUGCAGAGCUACGGGGCACAACCGCCGCUCUGCGUAAGGAGGCGAAGGAGAAGACCGGAGGGGACGGCGUCGUCGAUAAGGACCCCAGUGAGUCCUGUCAAUAUUCCCCUGGUGACUUGGCCUGGGGCAAGAUGGAAGGCUAUCCUUGGUGGCCGUGUCUCAUAUACAACCAUCCAACUGAAAGAACAGUAGUGAGAGGGAAAGGGAAAUCUACUCGUAUCCAUGUACAGUUUUUCGAUGACAGCCCUACAAGAGGCUGGGUCAGUAUCAAGUACCUGAGACCAUAUAAAGGUUCAUCAGAUGAGAAGACACUGAAAGGAGGUAUGUUUUAUAGUACAAAGCCUGAAAUUAAAAGAGCAAUGGUGCUAGCAGAUGAUGCAGUGAGUAAAGAUAAAACUAAGCGACUUGAACUGGCAGUAUGCAAUGAACCUUCAGACACAGAGGAGGAAACAGAGCAGAUGAGUGAAAGUCCAUCAGGCGACAGUGAUGACGGCAGUAGUGAGGAGGAUGUUAAGAGUAACAAGCGAGUGAGGAACAGGGAAAAUGCCGUAAAAAACAAAAGAAGAAGAGUGUUGGAUUCUGACAGCGAUCAUGAUGGCUCUGAUGCAGAAUUCAAGCCUGAUGUGAAGGAAGCAGCAAGCAGCGAGGAAGCCAGUAGUGGUGUAGAAGAAAAUGAAUCUACUGACACAGAGACAGACGCAGAGAGUGUAGCAGAAAGUCCCAUAAAAGUUCCUUCUAAACGAAAGAGGAAAGAGAGAAGCAAGCCUGCUAAAAGGAGUAGCUUAGAAAACAAACAGUCUGAACCACCCAAAAGAGUGGCAGCAGAAAAUGAGCAGUCUGAACCACCCAAAAGAGUGGCAGCAGAAAAUGAACAGUCUGAACCACCCAAAAGAGUGGCAGCAGUUUCUUUUGAAGCUAAAUCCAAGCUGACAUCAUUUGCAGCACCUGAAAGUUUUGAAUCCCAAACAAAUGCAUGCAGUGGAGGCAGCAGUGGCUUUGGAGCAUGGGAACAUGAAAAGCUUGACUGGCUUCAGGAAAGGAAGAAGAAAGAUGCACAAAGGAGACGGCAGAGUGACCCUGAUUAUGAUCCCCGUACACUGUAUGUACCUGAGGACUACCUCAACAAGUGCACGCCAGGAAUGAGGAGGUGGUGGCAGCUGAAGAGUCAAAACUUUGAUGCUGUGAUUUUCUACAAAGUUGGGAAAUUCUACGAGUUGUACCAUAUGGAUGCAGUCACUGGCGUCAAUGAAUUGGGACUGAUCUUUAUGAAGGGUUCUUGGGCCCAUUCAGGUUUUCCAGAAACUGCUUUUGGCAGAUUCUCUGAUGUCCUAGUGCAGAAGGGCUACAAGGUAGCUCGUGUUGAGCAAACAGAAACUCCUGAGAUGAUGGAAGCACGCUACAAGGCGAUGGCCCACCCGACGAAGUUUGACAGAGUUGUACGCCGAGAAAUCUGCAGGAUCAUCACCAAAGGAACUCAGACUUACAGCAUUAUGGACUGUGAUCCCUCUGAGAACCAUAAUAAAUACCUUCUGUGUGUUAAGGAAAAGGAAGACUCCUCUGGACAACGUGUGUAUGGGGUGUGCUUUGUUGACACAUCAGUAGGGAAGUUUCAUGUGGGCCAGUUCUCAGAUGACCGGCACUGCUCAAGGUUUAGGACUUUAGUAGCACAUUACACUCCUGUGCAGGUGCUGUAUGAGAAGGGGAACCUGUCUACGGACACACAGAAGAUACUGAAGGGCUCACUUGUUUCAUGCAUUCAGGAAGGUUUGAUCUCUGGUUCCCAGUUCUGGAGUGCAUCUAAGACACUGAAAGUCCUUCUUGAAGAAGGAUAUUUCAAGGAGAAAGAGACCUCUGAUAAUGUAUGUUCUCUGCCCACUGUACUCAAAUCUCUGACUUCAGAGAGUGACUCACUGGGAUUAACUCCUGGUGAGAACAGUGAAUUAGCUUUGUCAGCACUUGGAGCAUGUGUUUUCUAUCUCCAGAAAUGUCUGAUUGACCAGGAGCUGUUAUCACUGGCCAACUUCGAGGAGUACGUCCCUGUGGAUAUUAAUACUGCAAAAGCUGCAAGUAGCUGCUUUGCCAAAACCAACCAGCGGAUGGUGCUGGAUGGAGUCACCCUGAUGAACUUGGAAGUUCUGCAGAACGGAACCAAUGGAACCACAGAAGGUACUUUGUUGGAAAGGAUUGAUACUUGUUGUACUCCAUUUGGGAAGCGGCUCCUGAAGCAGUGGCUGUGUGCUCCGCUAUGUAAUCCAAAGUCCAUCAAUGAUCGUUUAGAUGCUGUUGAGGACCUUCUAUCAGUGCCAGAUAAAAUUUCUGAAGUCAGUGAACACCUGAAGAAACUUCCUGAUCUUGAAAGGCUGCUCAGCAAAAUUCACAGUAUUGGAUCACCACUGAAAAGUCAGACCCAUCCUGACAGCAGGGCCAUCUUCUAUGAAGAGAUCAAAUACAGCAAGAAAAAAAUUGCUGAUUUUUUGUCUGCACUGGAGGGGUUUAAAGUAAUGAAUGAAAUUGUUGAUGCCAUGGAAGAAGUUGCCAGUGACUUCAAAUCUAAAGUCCUGAAGCAGCUGGUCACCCGCAAAGCCAAAAAUCCACAUGGCUGCUUCCCGGAUUUGAGUGCAGAGCUUAAAAGAUGGGAUACUGCUUUUGAUCAUAACCAGGCUCGAAAGACAGGAGUGAUUACUCCAAAGGCAGGUUUUGACCCCGAUUAUGAUAAAGCACUACAGGACAUUGAAUCUGUUGAGGAGGAUCUUAAGAAGUACCAGGAGAAACAGCGCAAACUGCUUGGAUGCAAAUCUGUGAUGUACUGGGGGGCAGGCAAGAAUCGAUACCAAAUGGAAAUACCGGAAAACGUGGCGGCGCGGCGCUUGCCUGAGGAAUACGAGUUGAAGUCAUCCAGGAAGGGAUAUAAACGUUACUGGACCAAGGAGAUCGAGAAGAUGCUGGCUGCAAUGGUCAAUGCUGAGGAGCGCAGAGAUGCGGCUCUGAAGGACUGCAUGAGACGUUUGUUCUACAACUUUGACCAAAACAGCAAAGCCUGGCAGACAGCUGUGGAGUGCAUUGCUGCAUUAGAUGUCUUGAUGUCUCUUGCUAACUACAGUCAAGAUGGUGAUGGGCCACUGUGCCGUCCUGUAAUUGUGCUGCCUGUGGAUAGUGCUCCUCCCUUCCUGGAACUGAAAAAUUCCCGUCAUCCCUGCAUUACAAAAACUUUCUUUGGGGAUGAUUUUAUUCCUAACGACAUUGUGAUAGGCUGCAGAGAUGAAGAUGGCAGCAAUGAAGCUUCCUGUGUGUUAGUGACUGGCCCGAAUAUGGGUGGCAAGUCUACGCUCAUGAGACAGGCUGGUCUCCUGGUUAUAAUGGCUCAACUGGGAUGCUACGUACCUGCUGAAGCCUGCAGGCUUACACCCAUCGACAGAGUGUUUACAAGGCUCGGUGCCUCAGACAGGAUAAUGUCAGGUGAAAGUACCUUCUUUGUUGAAUUGAGUGAGACUUCCAGCAUUCUCCAGCAUGCAACAGAGCACUCCCUGGUUCUUGUGGAUGAAUUGGGCAGAGGCACAGCUACUUUUGAUGGAACAGCAAUAGCCAGCGCCGUGGUGAAAGAACUGGCAGAGCAAAUCAAGUGUCGGACUCUGUUCUCCACACACUACCACUCGCUGGUGGAGGACUAUUCGCACAACAGGGCUGUGCGGCUUGGGCACAUGGCAUGUAUGGUUGAAAAUGAGAGUGAAGAUCCAAGCCAGGAAACAAUUACAUUCCUGUACAAGUUCAUUGAAGGAGCGUGUCCAAAGAGCUAUGGCUUCAAUGCAGCAAGACUUGCUAAUCUUCCAGAGGAAGUCAUUCAGAAGGGGCACAGAAAAGCAAGAGAGUUUGAAAAAAUGACAAUUUCACUGAGAAUAUUCAGGUCUCUGUGCCUGCUGGCGGAUGGUGCAACAACCACGGAUGCAGAGGCUGUCCGGAAACUCACCGCUAUGAUCAAUCAGCUUUAAGGACAGCACCAGGGGCUCCGCAGUGGCCGGUUCUCAAUCAAAAAGAAAGAACGUACAUACUGGGACAUGAGUACAGUUACAGCAAGUCUAGGUGUGCUAACAAAACAGGACACAUUCAAGUACAAUAAAGAUUUUUUUUUUGUUUGUUUUUGUUGGUUUUUUUUUUUUGCUGGAAAUUAGAAACAAACUACAUGAGAUUAAAGCAUUAAAAUCAUAUUUCUCAAUCUGAAUAAAUGUUAAAAAAAAUCAAAAGAAAUGCAGAAGUGCUAGCUCACAUUUUUGUUUUUUGUGGUUUUUUUUUCUUUUUCUUUCUUUCUUUCUGUCUUUUUUUUUAACCAUGUUACAAAAGCAAUUGGUACCCAUGUCCAUAAAGGCAGCAACAAAGAAUGCUGCUUGUCUACAGAGUAAGUACUACUGCAACUCGGGACUGCUCUUCCAUGCUACUUGUAAAAACACCAGCCUUCAGAAGUUGGUAUCUGUACAAAAUUGCAGCUUAGUUUUUAUUCAUUUUCUUUUAUGUGUUUUGUUUGUUUGUUUUCUUCACUUCUGUCCCUUCCAAAGUCUUUUUAUUUUUGUUUUUUGUUUACACAGUAAUGCUAAAACGCCCAGUUCUGUUAUCCUGAGUCAACAUAUUGCCACUUUCUUUUUUUGGUAGGUUGAGCUCCAUAGUGUCAACACCUCACACAUCGGCUUUAAUACAGUCUCUUUUCUGCAGAAUGGGCAAGUACAACUUCCUCCAAAAAAAAAACGUUGAACAGUUAUGAUAUUAGAAUGGCAGGAGACUUUCUUUCUGAAAGGAAUUCAGUUGUGCUGCAAUGUAUUAGAUUCUAUAGGAGGAGCAGAGUCAUAUAGUGUAUCUGUAUCGUGUGUAGGCUCUCCAGCAAGUGUACACGGAUUAGACAGUGUUCCAGCACCACAGUCACAGAAAAACCUACAAAGAAACACAGCUCCUUUAAGUUUCUGCUUUUACUGCUGCUGGCAAAACAACGCCUCCCGCGCUUUGGGCACCUACCUAUCGUGUCUAAUGAACUCUACGUCAUGUCCUUGAUGGCACUUCUUAAUGCAGUUCACACAGAUGGCGUUGCGGUCUGUGGUGUUACAGGUGUGACAUCUGAAAGGAAAGGUGCUGCAUUAGGCAUGACUAGAGAACAAGGUGCUGGAGGGGGCUCCAGAGGUAGAACAGGGCUGGAAAGAUGUGCAGGGGCUCCAGUGUUUGCCAUGGAUUUGAGGGCAUGGUUGGGUGUCUUUUUUAAAGAGCAGACAGGAAGCAAAAUCAAACCGCUCUGGCUGAACUGGAGAGGGACACAGGAAAAAUACAAUACAGAUGACAUGAAUCCUUACCAUUUCAUACAGAUGCAGGAUUCAUAAGGGUUCUCCCCAAACCUUUCCCCCAGCCAAGCAAAACCACACAACCUCAGUGCUCUGUUUUCUGUCCCCUCCUGCCCUUGUCUCCUGAUAGGGCCAAGCAGGCCUGACUGUGCAGCAAGAAAUUCACUGUGGCCUUGAAGACCACAGGCACGUUACUCCCGCCCUGGGUUUACCAGGUAAGGCCUGCCAGGGAGCCAAAAGGGAGAUUAAAAAAAGGAGAUGUGGCUUUGCUGCCCACUUAUAAAGUGUUAGCACAACUAUGGGAUGGAGUAACAAAAAUUACCAUUUCUGGAGUCCACCUCCUGAACCUCUGUCGUCCUCCUGGAGAGCUCUAUGGCUUUCCUAAGGGGACCUGGGCCAAACCACCCCAUGGGUUGCUCCUCUGGGAAAAGCAGUCUGCUGCACGAUCUCAGGUUCACACUGCCUAUGCGUUGUUCUGAAGCCCACAGGAAAUUCCAGACAAUGAGGACUUGUUUAAUCCUCUCCUGUUUGCAGCCUGUGUCUUAGCAGGCUUUAGGGCUCUUGGCUGGGAAAGAAACUGGGUUGACUUGAAAACCUUACUGUAGGUGACAGUUAAAAACCCCCAAAAUGUGUUACCUGUAGAAAUCAUGCAUCGGGUAGCUGGUGUAGCUUGAUAUCUUAUAUAAACACUGGCCUCUGCUGACAGCCUUUUCUAUGGCAUCUUGAUUGUUCAUGAUUUUGUUGUCUGUUGGGGAAAAAAACAAACAACAAACAAAAGAGCCAAGAUGUAAUCACAACUGGAUCAAGGACAUAACAAUCAAACCACUGCUCCAUCCUGUCUUAUGCUCGCUCCUCUAUUCUACAUGAGAAAUUUAUGUCUGUAAACUGUUGCUGUUUCCUGAAGGGAGUGAUUUAAGGGUUGUGGAUAUUCUUGCUUUCCCACCCUGGAGGCCAGGCAAGGCACCUUUCUUUACUGGACACUUGUUCCCAUGAUACUAACUUGAAAUUGGAAACUGUGACAGGUCAAACUCCAAUGAUUCUAUGACAAACCCAAACUCCAGCAGCAAACAGAAAACACAAGAGAGGGCCUCAGGCUCACCUUUCAUCGUGACGUUGACACCAGAUGCUAGAAAUAAACCUCCAAAGCGGUUGUUGAAAAUCUGAUUGCCUUCUAA